Messenger RNA from Cyprinus carpio (common carp), 922 nucleotides. RefSeq names its product dynactin subunit 3-like. Gene Ontology annotation, cellular component: dynactin complex. Lineage: Eukaryota; Metazoa; Chordata; Actinopteri; Cypriniformes; Cyprinidae. Gene Ontology annotation, biological process: cytoskeleton-dependent cytokinesis. The record is from RefSeq and is a predicted model, not a curated record.
UUAGAGGAGAGCCACCGGAGACAACAACAAUGGAAGGGAGGAACAGUGUCGAUGAUCUGGACACUCGCCUUCAGCUUCUCGAACAACGCGUUUAUGGCGAAAGAGGAGGAAAACCCAAUAAACCAGUGAAGUGUGCUGAGUCCCUCACGAGGAUCAGUGCUGCUCUGGCAAACACCGCAAACAAGAGAGAGCGAGUCAAGAUCCUUCACAAGAAAAUUGAAGAUUUGCUGAAGUAUUUGGACCCCCAGUUCACAGACUUCAUCUGUGUGCCGGACGCAAUGAAACUAGAGUUCAUUCUAGCGGAGGAAGACUUUCUGCGGUCUCAGGCCACGUUACUGGAGCAGGUGCACAAUCUGCAGCCUCUUCUGGACAGCAGCCACAUUAAAGCGGUUCCAGAGCUGAGCACUAAAGUGCAGCGGUUGUCACAGAUUCACAUUCAACAGCAGGACCAGAAUGAAGAGUUAUCUGCUGAAGUGAAGAAGCUGUUUGAAGAAUACAACAAAAUGAUGUUUCUCUUAUCAAAGCAGUUUUCUCAGUGGGAUGAAGCUCUCCGGAAGCUGGAAGGACCCAAGCAAGGCCAGCAGAUAGACUAGGAUGCUAAUGCUUAGAUUCGUCAUCGCAGAUAUGAUUAAUAAGACAGCACUGUCAUUCAUAAACACACCUGGUUUAUACUGUAAGUUAGUGUUGUUAAAGGUCUUCGAUCUGCCGUUGAUCUAAAUUAUGUACCAGUAUGGUCAAUAUUUUAAGUGAUUAUAUACUCAUUACAUUUCUCUGAUUGGAAAAUGUAUUCUAAUCAUUCAGUAAACUCAUUUUGCUUUUUAAUUUAUGUAUUCCAGCUAUUGUAAGGAAUGAUGUGUAUGAGGUUGUUUUUGUUUACUGUCUUUAGAAAACUCACAACACCAAAAAAAAACAAAAAAAAAAG